Messenger RNA from Drosophila gunungcola (fruit fly), 468 nucleotides. RefSeq lists its product as uncharacterized. The record is from RefSeq and is a predicted model, not a curated record. NCBI's taxonomy places the organism in Eukaryota, Metazoa, Arthropoda, Insecta, Diptera, Drosophilidae. The transcript has a single exon. Bases 1 to 468 code for a protein of 155 amino acids.
AUGAGGGAGGCCAUCGAAGCCAUCGAGUGGCGGCGCCCACCGCCGCUGAGUCCCGCGCGAUCCGAGGGCCAGGUCGACGAAACGCGUCGCGGAGACGGCCGAUCGCGCGGGGCUGGAGGAGACGACGGAGGAGGAACGCGAGGCCCAGGAGGGGCUGGAGAAGGGGCCAUGGGAGUGGCCAACUCCGCCGGAGACGUCGCGGGACACGGCGCCACCCCCGAAGCUGGCGCGGCAGACUUCGUGCCCGGAGUCGCGAGCCCCACCGGCGAGGCCGACGCUGCGGAGACAGCAGUCGGAGGGCGCGGAACCAUGGGCGGAGGUUCCGGAGGCGGAUUGGCCGGCGCGGGUGGCCGAAGAAGCGCGACGGCAGCGAGGGAGGCACCGGAAGGCCAGAUGGGCCAAGCUCAUGCUGGACGGGGAGCAGCGCUACCGAGUCAAGGUAGCAGGGGGCCGGGUGCGGGUGUUUAA